CGCGUUAAGCAUUAGCCAAGUUCUAAACCAAAAGUCUGGGGCUUAUUUUCGGUAUAUUUUUAGGGUGUUUUAAAGUACGCGGUGUGGUAUUUGAAAGAAAGACGUCGAGCUGUCACACUUUAAAUUUAAUUCUAAAAACGUAAACAUUAUAUUUAUUGCAAAUCCUGGCUUAAGCGCAAACACCUAAUUGCAGUUAUGCCAACUAGAGUCCCCCUCUUGCUGCUGAAAGUUUUCGCAUGCUAAGAUGCACAGCCACAGCGGCACAAGCAAAGUUGUGGCCACUCUCCGCGCGGACGGAAAUAUUGUGUAUCCGAUGGAGCACUCCAACUUGAUGCACUACGAGAUUCGCACUGAAGGAGAAGCCCAGCAAAAGAAAGGCAACCUGCUGGGACCCGCAACAUGCGUGGACCUGGGCAAGCAGCUGCUCCAGUGUGCCAGGGACUGCGAUGUGGCUGGCGUCAAGGCGGCGUUGGCUCACGGAGCCCCCUUCGCAUCCGACUGGCUUGGUAUGUCCGCGCUCCACUUCGCCGCGAUGAAUAACCAGCUGGAGAUCUGCGAGAUUCUCCUGCAGGGUGGGAUUAACAUGGACGCCAAGACCAAGGUCGACCGGACGCCGCUUCACUUGGCCUGCUACUACGGGCACGAGCGGGUGGUAAGCUUGUUGCUUGCGCUUAAGUGCAGCGUCAACUCCCGGGAUAUGCUUCGCAUGACUCCGCUCCACUGGGCCGUUGAGAAGGGGCACAAAAGCAUUGUGCGACUCUUGCUCAAGUGCCAAGCAGAUGUCGCCUUGGUUUCCAAGUUCGGCAAGACGCCGAUCGGACUGGCCGUAUACACGGAACAGGCGGAUGUGCUGGCGGAACUCGAGGCGGCGCGUCAGGCGCAGGCUAGUAAGAAGUUCAACGAGGAAAGCGAGCGACAAACGCAUAAGAGCAGAAAAGAAACCAGUGAAGCUGUCAACUCAAUAAUGGACGAGCCGGAAAACACGAAAAGCCUUGACGAUCGGGAAAUGUCGGUGGAAGAACGAAUGGAUGUCCUGGAAAACCUACGAGGGCAUACCAAUGCGCUGGGGAACUCUGCCCUAAACAUGCUGAAAACUCACGGAAUCGCAGACAUGAUGCAGGAAAACGAUGACGAGGCUUCGAAAGAAAUGCUCAACACAGCGUUGCAGAAUGGACGCCAACUCGUCCUUUCCGAAGGUGGACGCAUGCUGCUGCACGAAACGAAAGCAGGCCUUGGUACCAAGCAAUCCGUAAACGGCAAUCUUAGGCCUCCGGUCGUCGCUCUGCGUCCAAAUGUUAACAAUUCACCCCCUCAGAAGAUUCGCAUGAAUGUCAUUAGACAAAAAGAACUUCCGUCGCCGGCGGGGGUUACCAAGAACAAGAAUAUACGCAUAAUCUCGUUGACUGAUUUCAAAAAGCUCUGCGGAUCGGAUAGUCAGACAAAGUCUCUACAGAAAAUACCCGCAUCGCUGGCAAGCUCUGGAAUGGUUCGUCAACUUCCCGAUGGCACCAAACUAGUCAACAUGCGCCAGCUGCAGGCUCGACAGUUAAAGCUCCCAUCCCUGCAGAGACCCCUGGAGCCCACUACCAUAUUAGAUGAGUCACAAGGCCUGAAGGAAGCCGUGGUUACACCUACACUGCCUGCGAACCACCCGGCAUCCGCAAGUUCGCUCAGGGGACAGGUGGGGACCGUGCAGACAAUACAGCUGCGGCCCUCACUCAUGGCAGGAUCUGGACAAGGGCCAACGAACAACGGGGUGGUGCCCAACAAACCUCUAUUGAGUGCGACAAAGCUGCCCUCGCCAAAGCCUCCAAACGUGAUGCCGCUGCUGACAUCUUCCGAGAUUUGUCGGCAGCUGCAUGAGCUGCGGCGCCAAAACGAAGAACUGCGCCGGCGCGCAGACUCCUUUCAGCGGGAAAAGGAGGAGAUGCUAAGACGGAUCAACCGCCUAGAGCAGAUGGUGUUAGUUCGAGAGUCGGAGGCGGACCUGGAUUUUGUAGACGACAUGUAGCUAGUGCUAAGAUAGGUUUAUUGUAAAUACGUUAAGGUAAGCGUUAAGAAAAGUUAAUCGUACACCGUUAAGUGCAUUCGUUAAUCGCUCAGUAAUCGGACGAUAUCAUACCAUUUUAUAUCAAAACCGUAUUAUCUUAAUUGUUUAAAAUAACUUCAACAAAUUAAAGCUGAUGACUACGGGUGUGGACAGUUAAUUAUCUACCUUAAAAUGCAUUUUUAGUCGCAUUUUGCAUUAUUUUAAUAAAACUUUUAAA
This is a messenger RNA of Drosophila rhopaloa, 2267 nucleotides long. It is a transcript of the gene Atac3, whose product is annotated as GA-binding protein subunit beta-1. Bases 245 to 2011 code for a protein of 588 amino acids. The record is from RefSeq and is a predicted model, not a curated record. Gene Ontology annotation, cellular component: nucleus. The transcript is spliced from 9 exons. Gene Ontology annotation, molecular function: transcription cis-regulatory region binding; protein binding. NCBI's taxonomy places the organism in Eukaryota, Metazoa, Arthropoda, Insecta, Diptera, Drosophilidae. Gene Ontology annotation, biological process: positive regulation of transcription by RNA polymerase II.